Messenger RNA from Paramecium sonneborni, 294 nucleotides. The record is from the annotation of a GenBank genome assembly. Lineage: Eukaryota; Ciliophora; Oligohymenophorea; Peniculida; Parameciidae.
AUGGAUUAUAAAGAAAUUAAAUCCAAUAAGUAUUAUAGAAGCAAUAGAUUUGAUAAAGAAAUUAGAGAAAAGGCAAAAAAAUAAUUAGAAUAAAAAGAAGUUGAAUAAACAAAAAAUAAUUUAAGAAAAAAAAUCAAAUCUCUUGAAGACGUUUGUAGAAGAAAUAAAUCUGGCAAAGGAGAUAGAUAAAUAUUUAACGGAAAUGGACUCAAAUUUGAUUAUAUGGCAAAUGAUAGACCAGUCAAUAAAGUAUUAAAAAGAAUGGAUAAAUAAUAAAUCAAUGAAUAAAUUUGA